This is a messenger RNA of Staurois parvus, 310 nucleotides long. NCBI's taxonomy places the organism in Eukaryota, Metazoa, Chordata, Amphibia, Anura, Ranidae. The record is from the annotation of a GenBank genome assembly.
AUGUACGUGAAAAGGUUUGAUACAGUAAUGUUUUACUAUGUUAUUUUAGUGAAUUUAGUGAACUUUUUGUCAUUAUCAAAUUUCCCGCCGUUCCGUCUCCGUAUGUCCCGACAUCGCAGGGGACGGAACCCAGAAGACAGAUUCCGGCAUCCGCCGGAGGACAUUACAGGGGACACUGCAGGAGGGACAUCGCAGGAGCGCAGGACAAGGUAAGAGAAGAACAUAUCCCGGAGCAGCACCGCAUGGUAAGCCCGAGUGUAGCUCGGGGUUACCGCUUGUGCUACACUCAGGAAUACCACCAGGGAGGCUA